AUGCAAGCAGAGUACUUGUCCCAGAAAGAUGAAUAUUUAGAAUUUUUUACUGAAAAGUUAGAUCUUCAUUGGUUGGAAAAUAAUUCGUCUGGCCUCGGUAUGAAUCACUUUUCAUUUCGACAAGGAGAAGAGUAUCAAUAUAUUCAAAUGUCAAUUGAUGCUCCAAAAACUAAAACAUAUUCCGAAUAUCCCACAUAUAUUGAUUGA
Molecule: messenger RNA, 207 nt
Organism: Didymodactylos carnosus
Lineage: Eukaryota; Metazoa; Rotifera; Eurotatoria; Philodinida; Philodinidae
Source: the annotation of a GenBank genome assembly